Ruditapes philippinarum (Manila clam) is the source of this 1178-nucleotide messenger RNA. RefSeq lists its product as uncharacterized. Lineage: Eukaryota; Metazoa; Mollusca; Bivalvia; Venerida; Veneridae. The transcript is spliced from 2 exons. The record is from RefSeq and is a predicted model, not a curated record. Bases 79 to 1056 code for a protein of 325 amino acids.
CAAACUGGUUUAGAGCUUCGUUUUCUAUUCUAUAUAUUUGUAUCCCAACUAAAGUAUGACAGCAGUUGUUCCUUUUUGAUGUAUUUUGCCUUGUCUAUUUUGUUAUUAUAUGGAUUUUUCUAUUCAUAUAUUUUUUUGUGCUGGCGAUGUACGGAUAUAAAUGGUUUACAUUUGUUAAUUGUAUGUGAACCAUUUCUAUGUUGCCGCAGUAAUAUUUAUGCACAUAUUUUUCUAUUUAUUUGGCUUGUUCCUAAAAGUAUUUUUUACCGAUUACAGGUUGGCUUUGUUGCGGCGGUAGUCGUUGACGACGGGGUGACGGUGGUGACACGGGCCGCAAGAGUAAAUUCGAGCGUGAGUGGGCGGGGUUUGUACAAGAAACUGGAAACACACGUUUUAAAUGAAUCUAAGAUCAAAGUACAUGCAUUUACUACAGGGGACGAUAACCCAAUAACAGAAAAACAGUCAUUUAAAUCUGUUAACCAACUACUUAUCACUAAGCCUAUUGUACGGUUUGUGUUUGAUAAAUGUGACUUGCAGACUCUGGAAACAGAAACAGAGAAUCUAAUUGUUCCAACUGAUGAAGAGUUGACAGCAUUCCUAUCAAAUGAUGUCAUUCGACAAUACUUUUUUCGUAAAGACAGGAUCGUAGUAGAUUUGGUUCCUUACCGGGCUAUUCCAGCAAACGUGCCUUUCCUUAAGGCACCAAACAGGAUGGAAAUAGUUUCAGACGUGAAAAUAAGUGAAGUAACCAAGGCAAAAGGACUUUUAACAAUAUGCACAACCUAUGCGUCACAAGUCCCACCUUUUGUCUGUAAUCUGGAUGUAUUUGGAACAGAUAUUUCUUCACUGAAAAGCCACGUGGUUUACCAUCUACGUCACAUCCGGAAGGAAACAAUUGGUUCUGUUUGUUUGUUGUUGUAUGUUGACGAGGUCUUCGAUAUGACAGAACUGGACAACGUUUUUCAGUGUAUUGGAUUGCAGAGAAAUGACUUGAUUUAUUCAUGUCCAGAACGAGUGUGUACCAAACUAUAUCUGUACGAAAAACAUCUAGCCUAAAAAAAACAUGCUGCUUGAUUCUGUCUUAGAAGUUUUAAUUAAGACCGUUUAUGUAUAUGUAUGGGAAUAGAAUUAAAUAUCGAUAUAACAUUGAAUAUAAAUAAGUUUGAAGUGCUUAGCGU